Ostertagia ostertagi is the source of this 678-nucleotide messenger RNA. The record is from the annotation of a GenBank genome assembly. NCBI's taxonomy places the organism in Eukaryota, Metazoa, Nematoda, Chromadorea, Rhabditida, Trichostrongylidae.
AUGCCAGCUGGAUGGAUACGCCGGAUGGACAAAGAUACAUUUGUACUCAGGGAAUGUUGUGAAGUCCAUCACUUGUCGUACAGUGAAUGGCCAGACCAUACCGCACCUCUUGAUCCGACUGCCACUGUCAAAUUACUCAAGCUCACCCGACGUCUCACCAAUAACAAUCCAGUUGUCGUCCAUUGCUCAGGAGGAAUUGGACGAGCCGUCUGCUUUAUAGGUAGGUCGCAUAAAAAUAUCGAGCAUUCAAUGUCGAGUGAAUCUGUUGCAAUGCGCCAAAGCUUCCGCAGACAAUCGGUGAGGAAACUAGGAAUCGACUGUGUAACAGCUACAAAAGGUUUAGGAAUCGAUUACAUAUCACAAAAAGUAAAGGAGAACAGUAAUGUGAAAAUGGUGGAUAUGCUGAAAGACCUCAGAAAUCAGCGAUUUCAAGGUGUUCAAAGUAUCAUACAGUACACUUUUAUUCACAUAUGUGUGCUGGAACUAUUUGUUCAAGACGGCAUUCUUCCUCGCGAGGGGAAAUAUUCAGAAUUUCUUCGAAAGUACGUGAACAUGCUGACUCGAUACAAUAGACGAAUCGAAGCAGCAACCAAGGAAGAAACGUCGAAAAGAGAAGAGAAGAAGGAGAAAGAGGAAAAAUCCAAAAACUUGUCUCAUCAAGACAAACCCAGUCUUUAG